This is a messenger RNA of Gracilinanus agilis (Agile Gracile Mouse Opossum), 4398 nucleotides long. It is a transcript of the gene FCHSD2, whose product is annotated as FCH and double SH3 domains 2. Lineage: Eukaryota; Metazoa; Chordata; Mammalia; Didelphimorphia; Didelphidae. The transcript is spliced from 20 exons. Gene Ontology annotation, biological process: neuromuscular synaptic transmission; regulation of actin filament polymerization. The coding region runs from base 224 to 2446 and encodes 740 amino acids. The record is from RefSeq and is a predicted model, not a curated record. Gene Ontology annotation, molecular function: protein binding. Gene Ontology annotation, cellular component: recycling endosome; neuromuscular junction.
CAGACACACUCGGAGAUACACACGCACCGGGCCCAGCUAGCCCUCCCUUGGGUCUCUUCCUCCCGGGGCUGCCCGGGAAAGCUUGCAUACCCACACACCCCGGGGCAGGGUCCGGCCCGACCCCCUCCUCUCUUCCCCUUUCCUCCAUCUCCGCCUUCUGCUGCCGCCACCACUGCCGCCGCCGCCGCCGCCGCAGGGGGAGGAUUCAUGUCCCUCCAGCAUCAUGCAGCCGCCGCCGAGGAAGGUGAAAGUUACACAGGAACUGAAAAAUAUUCAGGUUGAACAGAUGACAAAACUUCAGGCCAAACAUCAGGCAGAAUGUGAUUUACUUGAAGAUAUGAGGACAUUCAGUCAGAAGAAGGCUGCAAUUGAGAGAGAAUAUGCACAGGGCAUCCAGAAAUUGGCUAGUCAGUACCUGAAGAAAGAUUGGCCUGGAAUAAAAGCUGAUGAGCGGAAUGAUUACAGGAGCAUGUAUCCUGUUUGGAAGUCAUUUUUGGAGGGAACUAUGCAGGUGGCCCAAUCCCGAAUCAAUAUCUGUGAAAACUAUAAAAACCUUAUUUCGGAACCUGCUAGGACAGUGAGAAACUUAAAGGAACAGCAGUUAAAAAGGUGUGUGGACCAGUUGACAAAGAUCCAAACCGAAUUACAAGAGACAGUGAAAGAUUUAGCUAAAGGCAAAAAGAAGUACUUUGAGACAGAACAGAUGGCUCACGCGGUCAGAGAAAAAGCUGACAUUGAGGCCAAGUCCAAACUUAGUCUUUUUCAGUCAAGAAUCAGUUUACAAAAGGCAAGUGUUAAGUUAAAAGCCCGGCGGUCAGAGUAUAAUUCCAAAGCUACCCAUGCCAGGAAUGACUAUCUUCUCACAUUAGCUGCCGCUAAUGCACACCAGGACCGUUACUAUCAAACGGAUUUAGUGAACAUUAUGAAGGCCCUUGACGGGAAUGUAUAUGAUCAUCUGAAGGAUUAUUUAAUAGCAUUCAGCAGGACUGAGCUAGAGACAUGCCAAGCUAUACAGAAUACGUUCCAGUUUUUAUUGGAAACCUCAAGCAGGGUGGUGCGGGAUUACAAUCUUCAGCUGUUUUUACAAGAGAAUUCUGUGUUUCAUAAACCACCACCUUUCCAGUUCCAUCCCAGUGACAGUGAUACCAGCCGACAGUUGGAAUCUGAAACAGGCACCACUGAGGAACACAGCUUAAACAAAGAGGCCCGGAAGUGGGCUACGAGAGUGGCCCGAGAACACAAAAACAUCGUCCACAACCAACGGGCCCUAGAAGAGUUAGAAUGUCAUGGUGUUGCUGUAUCAGAACAAAACCGAGCAGAAUUAGAACAGAAGAUAGAUGAAGCCAGAGAAAGUAUUCGUAAAGCAGAGAUAAUUAAGCUAAAAGCUGAAGCGCGCCUAGACCUCCUGAAACAGAUCGGGGUGUCUGUAGACACAUGGCUGAAGAGCGCGAUGAACCAGGUGAUGGAGGAACUGGAGAAUGAGCGCUGGGCCAGCCUUCCUGCAGUGGCCAACAAUGGCUCCCUACACUUGCUUAAUGUGGAUGUAGAAAGAGAAGAAGGAGAAGAAUUUGAGGACAACAUGGAUGCUUUUGAUGAUAGCAGUUCCAGCCCAUCAGGCACCCUACGAAACUAUCCACUGACCUGCAAAGUUGUCUAUUCAUACAAGGCGUCUCAGCCAGACGAGCUGACGAUUGAGGAGCAUGAGGUGUUAGAAGUGAUUGAAGAUGGAGAUAUGGAAGACUGGGUAAAGGCCCGGAACAAAGUCGGCCAGGUGGGCUACGUGCCCGAGAAGUACCUGCAGUUCCCCACGUCCAACAGCCUCCUGAGCAUGCUGCAGUCCCUGGCCGCACUGGACAGCCGUUCUCAUACAUCCAGCAAUUCCACUGAGGCGGAGCUCGUGUCGGGGAGCCUCAAUGGAGAUUCUAGUGUCUGUUUUGUCAAAGCACUUUAUGACUAUGAAGGCCAGACAGAUGAUGAACUGUCCUUUCCUGAGGGAGCAAUCAUCCGCAUCUUGAACAAGGAGAACCAAGAUGAUGAUGGUUUCUGGGAAGGAGAAUUCAAUGGACAUGUUGGUGUUUUCCCAUCGGUGCUAGUGGAAGAGCUUUCAGCCUCAGAAAAUGGUGAUACUCAGUGGGUGAGAGAGAUCCAGAUCUCUCCGUCCCCCAAGCCGCACAAUUCACUGCCUCCGCUGCCGCUGUACGAUCAGCCCCCCAGCAGCCCAUCCCCCAGCCCUGACAAGAGGAGCUCGAGGUACUUCCCCAGGUCUCCAUCCAUGAACGAAAACAGCUUCAGCUCGGAUUCUCCAGGGUUCUCUCAGCCCCCGAGGCACACGCCAGAGGCCUCCUAUGGCAAGCUGCGACCCGUACGGGCUGCACCACCCCCUCCCACUCAGAGCCACCGCCGGCCUGCAGAGAAGAUGGAGGAUGUGGAGAUCACUCUCGUGUGAUGCCACCUGCCCCACCGUCACGGCCCACCCAGUCCAGUCUGGCCGAGCUCAUUUUUUAAGGCACCUUUGCAUGAAGACGACUCUGUUAAGGAGCAAGAACGAGGGAGGAUGUUCUGUGUGGCAGCGACCUGCCCUCCUCCUUCCUCAUCACAAAGAUUCUGUGCCUUUGCUUGUUGUUUUCUACGAGUCAUCUUUCGUCCCAGAGCACAAGCCCAGAGUGGCAAAUGGCCCUGGCCAGGCAGGCACACCUGCAGCCUGGGGCCAGCUCUUGGCCACUUGUGUGGCCUCACCCCAGCCCCGUCCUGUCGUGUGUGUCAGUACAGUAUAUUACUGUGGCCAUAGGAAUGUGUUGAUGAACUUGCCCAGACACCCGAGCACCGUCACCUUGUGGUGAGAGGUGAAGAUGAAUCAGGUUCUCCAGCCUCAGAAGAGGGGCCGAAGCACAGGGCUGGGGGUGGGAGAGCCAGCUCCUUCUCGCAGCCCCUGCCACCUUCCCAGGAGGGGCCGUGCCGGCAGCCCCCAAAGGCCUCCUUGGUGUUCCCUUUCCUGCCACUUGUCUCCUAGUCAGAGCCUGCCCCCCAAAGUCCCAGCUGGGAACGGGGCAGGACGUCCCCCACAUCAGGAGGAGAGGCUUCGUCCCAACGGGAAAGCCCCCACCUGGCUGACAUCCCCCUGCUGAGUAUUUGCCUCAUACGUGUCUGAGCACAUCCCCCCAGUCACCUCCUCAAAGCUGCACCCCAGCCUCAAGUCAGCCUUGGCAUUGGGUCACCUGGGAGAGGUUGGAGUUCAAGGGACUAAGUGUUAUUUUCUGGUCAGCUCAGCAGCCCAGCCGAUGGAAGCCCAGCAACUGGUUCCCAGCAGUGAGUCCAGGGAAAUUGGCUCCACCGUGGCCGUGGGGCAGCAGCAGGAGCCGUCUGCCUCCUCAGGGUUCAUGUGUCCAAAAAAGUUUUACCAGGGCCUUGAAACCCAAGGUGAGAGAGGAGACUCACUUAGGGGCUUGGCACAAAUCCAAACUAAUGAUGUGGUGAAGAGGCUCCCUCCAACUCCCCGCCACAGGGAGAAACUGUGGUUUCACUGGCAAGACUGAUGAGACCCCACACUUUGGGGAGAAGCAGCUCCCAGGUAUUUAAGGAAAACUGAUUUUGUCUGCACGAUUGGGUAGGAAGUUUUUUCUCCCUAAACCGGAAGAUAGAGAAUUGAUGGCUUAGCUUAAAAGGCUGUUUGGGGAGGUUGCUUUACUUUUACUGUUUCAUUUUUAAAGAAAUCAAUAUUCCAUUUAGAUGGCAUUAUCUGAACUUUGCACAUUGCUUCAAAGAGUCUGACCUCAAAAAAAAGAGCUCUGAAGCAGAGCGUGCUUCCCAGGCCCCUCCACCAAAAGUCCCAUCUCCUUCCAAGGAAAUGUCUACUGGACCACUCCAGCUCAUCAGUCACAAGGACCGUGGAUGAAUCUCUUCUGUAUUCUUUGUUCUCUUGCGCCUCUUAACUGUUGAUCUGUUUGAGGUCUUUUUAUGUGUUUAUCAAACUUAUUCUUAAGUUUAAAAAAAAAAGUGUUUUUUUAAGAUUUAAACGUUUGCAGAAAUGUUAAAAGCAUCACAAUGCCCAAGUCAAGUAAGUAUCAUUCUGCUCUUCUGCUCUUCCUCCAGCCAAUCAGUCUAUCUGUCUGUGCCCACAAGUCAAGAUUCUCCAAAUUGAGAGUGUUAUUGGAAAUCUCUUUAGUUAUAUUUUAAAUAUUUUCUGUAAGAGCUGCUAAUUUUAUUUAAAACAAAAAGUUGUAAAAAUAUGCCUCCUUUUUAACUAUGACUUGUUUGUACAGGGCACGCAAUCCAUGUAUCACAGUGUACAGUGUCAGUACGCUGAGAACACCUGUGCAAGGGCUUCCUCUGUACUGGCUGUAAAAAGUUUGUAUUUAUUAUGUAUAAAAUGUUGAAUAAUAAAAAAAAAAGUGGAAUUAA